AUGCGACCACCCACUUUUGCACAAGGUCACACCUUCAGUCAGACUUGCCCCCAACCGUUGUACCACACUUCAACCACGGGUUCGCAGCAAAUAUGCCACAACGGUCAAAAUUAUCAGCAAUUGAGUGCGGAUGUUGGCUACCAGAAUUCAAACCACAGUUCCUCGCAUCAGUCACCUGGUCAGCUCACCUCUUAUCAGCAAACCAAUACGCCCUAUCAGCAAACCAAUACGCCCUAUCAGCAAACCAAUACGCCCUAUCAGCAAACCAGUACACGCACCACCUAUUCCCCAGUUACGACUGCCAAUCAUUGCUCAACAGAUCCAGCCACCACCUAUCGGCAAACUGGUACCUACCCGCCACACCCCAAUUUCAAUCAUCGGCCAACAAAUCCACCCGCGCCAACCUACAAUUACAGCCAGGGAAGCUCAACAGGGACGCACUCAAAACCAACACCCCCCAACCACGUCGACCUCUCUAAUGAUUCCCCGUCUCCCGAGAGUACCACCCGGACUGGGUACUAUGUGUUUCCGGACUAUCCAUCUAUUGAUCAUAUCAACAAUCUUUUACAGAAUCCCAACCUAUCAUUUGCCGAUCGCUUCCUUUUAGAAGCUGCUUGA
Molecule: messenger RNA, 618 nt
Organism: Puccinia triticina
Lineage: Eukaryota; Fungi; Basidiomycota; Pucciniomycetes; Pucciniales; Pucciniaceae
Exons: 1
Coding region: 1-618 (205 amino acids)
Source: RefSeq, a predicted model, not a curated record